GGCGGGCUCCGGGCUCGAGCCUUCCCGGGUGCGUUCCGGCUCCUCCGCCCCGGCCGCCGAGUCCGAUCUCUGUCUCCAGCAACCGAGCAGAGGCCCAGCCCCGCCGGGGACAGGAGAGCCACCCCGGAGAACGAAAUGUGCUGCGAGAAGUGGAGCCACGUGGCCGAAAUGAUGCUCUUCAUUGAAGACCGCGACGAGGAGGACACGAUCCAUUGCCUCUGCUCCCGGGCAUUUGUAGAGGAUCGAAAACUGUACAACUUGGGAUUAAAAGGCUACUAUGUCAGAAGCAGUGACAAUAAUGCAGGAGACCAAGCUACAGAAGAAGAGGAAGAUGAUCAUUCCCCUGGUACCACAGAAUCACACAACAAAGACAUGAGCACAGAUGAAAGUGAACUUGAUUCCGAGGCCAAGCUCAUGAGAAGUAUGGGAUUGCCGAUCCAGUUUGGAAGGGUGUCUGCCCAGAAGAGUUUUGAGGUGUCUAUGAAUACUAGAAAUAAAAUUAAAGUGAAGCAGAAAAGGAGAAAGCACCAGAAGAAGUACUUGGAUGAAAUGAUCCGAGAGUCGUGGCGAGAUGACUGUGAAGACGAUGAUGCUGUAGUGUCAGAUGACCCACCAUCAGUUGAGCACUGUGACAACGGCAGAACAUGUGAACUCCAGAGCAAAACAGAUACUGAGACAGAAAACCUUCCCGUUGAAACUACACUGUCACCAAAGCUAGAGGUCACAGAGAACUGGGAAAGGUAUUGGAAUGAAUAUGGAGAAGGGCUGUUGUGGCAAAGCUGGCAGGAAAAGCAUCCAGAUCAGACACAAUCUUCUGAACCUUGGAACCUCCCCGAUACAAAGGAAGAAUGGGAGCAACAUUAUAGUCAGCUUUAUUGGUAUUAUCUGGAACAGUUUCGGUAUUGGGAAGCUCAGGGUUGGACUUUUGCAGCCUCACAAGACAGUGGUCUAGAUGCUGAUGCAUCUCAAACAGAAGCUGACAGAAGAGACGAGAGCAGCAUGAAAGUGGAUUUAAUAUCUCAUUCAUCUUCACCUAACACAGCUGACGAUGAAAGCUCUGGCUCAAAUGAUAAAGAUCACGAUGAAAUACUUGCUGGAAUUAACAAUAUAAUUCUGAGUUCGGGGGAAGUAGAACAGAGCCGGCUAGAGUCCUCCGUAUACUGUGACAAGCAGCAGCUGAGUGAGAGUGGCAGCGGCAAAGAGUGUCCUGCCUCUGGAGGACGUGACCCCAGUAAUGGAACACCCAAGCAAAGUAACGCGUCUGGGGACAGAAGCACAGACCAACCAGCUCAAGAGUUGAAGGAGUCUUCAGGACCAGACACAGGCAAAGAUCCAGCAUACCCUAACAGGGCUGAUGGCAACGAGAGUGAUGAUGAGCCGCCCGAGCAGAAGCCCAGCAGAGUGAAGAGAAGCCAUGAAUUGGACAUUGAUGAAAACCCAGAUACAGAAGUUGAUGACAAUGGUUUCCUUCUAGGAUUCAAGCAUGGCUCAGGACAAAAAUACGGUGGAAUCCAAAAUUUCAGUCAUCGUCAGAUCAGAUAUCUUGAGAAGAAUCUGAAAUACAAGUCAAAGUACCUGGAUAUGCGCAAGCAAAUGACUGUGAAGAACAAACACAUCCGGUUCACGGAAGAAUUGGGGAAACCCCUUCUCAAGAAGAGUAAAGUGCGGAAUAAGGUGGAGAAAUUCCUGAAAUGGGUUCAUGAACCAGUGGAUGAGGAGCCGUCCCAGGAGGCACUUUCUCCUAACAAGACACAAGACACUUGCACAAGCAGUGACUCUGAGGAGCAAGACAUGCCCUUGGAGAAAGCCGACGACCUGAUGGAGGCCAGAGAUCCAGAACCUGACACAUGUCAGGCCAUCUCUUCAGCCAGUGAACCUGAAGCAGAAAAGAGUGAAGGAGCUUCCACAAUGACUGCUCCAGAGAAGCAGGUCUGUGUACCUGAAGAAAUGGCCGACUCUCCCCAUGCAGAAACAGGAGUUGAAAUGAAGAAGAAGAAAAAAAAUAAGAAGAAAAACAAGAGCAAAAAAUUAAAUGGUCUGCCACCCGAAAUAGCCUCUGUUCCAGAGCUGGCGAAAUACUGGGCCCAGAGGUACAGGCUCUUUUCUCGUUUUGAUGAUGGGAUCAAGUUGGACAAAGAGGGCUGGUUUUCAGUUACCCCUGAGAAGAUUGCUGAGCACAUUGCUGGCCGUGUCAGUCAGUCCUUCAAAUGUGACAUUGUAGUGGAUGCUUUCUGUGGGGUUGGAGGAAAUACCAUUCAGUUCGCCUUAACAGGGAAGAGAGUGAUUGCCAUUGAUAUCGACCCAGUUAAGAUUGAUCUUGCUCGUAAUAAUGCUGAAGUUUAUGGAAUAGCGGAUAACAUAGAGUUUAUCUGUGGAGAUUUCCUACUCUUGGCUCCCUGUUUAAAGGCUGAUGUUGUGUUUCUAAGCCCGCCUUGGGGGGGACCAGAUUAUGCUACUGCAGAGACCUUCGACAUUAGGACGAUGAUGUUUCCUGAUGGCUUUGAAAUUUUUAGGCUUUCCCAGAAGAUCACUAAUAAUAUUGUGUAUUUUCUUCCAAGAAAUGCUGAUGUUGACCAGGUGGCAUCCUUGGCUGGGCCUGGAGGGCAAGUAGAAAUAGAGCAGAACUUUCUUAACAACAAAUUAAAGACAAUCACUGCAUAUUUUGGUGACCUGAUCAGAAGACCGGCCUCUGAAGCAGAAGUGGAGGAUAACUGAAGACAGAGAUUGCGCUUUGGUUUCCCAGCCACCCAGACCCAAAUAAUCCCACAGUAACUGCAUUAAUUACAGCACUGUUUGGCCAGCGGCUCAGGUGUCUUCCUGACUAGCUCUUACAUCUUAAAUUAACCCAUUCUGUUAAUCUGUGUAUCGCCAUGAGGCUGUGAAUUAAUGGUAAUAUUCUGGCAUCUUUCCCCUUCGGCAGCCACAUGGCAUCUCCUUGACUCCACCUACUCUCUUUAAGAGCUAUUCUGCUUGUACUGGCAAAGUCCAUUUACUGAUAGCAAGAUCAUGCGGAAUGAGAGUGGCAUUUGAAUGAGACACUUGGGAAGGUCUUCUCAGCUCCUUAAUAUUAUGAACGUGUGAUAUGGAAACCUUUAUGAGUUUUAAUGAAUGCUGGUGAUGUGGUUUGUGAUUUUCAGGGAAUGCUAACUGAGCUGUGUUCAGUACUCUAAAGCAGUAAGCAUCAGGGCCAGGUGGUCGUAGAUACCUAUUAUGGACCCAGCACUUCAGAAGUUCAAGGUCAUCCUGUGCUCUAUAAAUUCAAGGCCAGCCUGAGUUACAGGAGAACUGGCCUCAAAAAUGACCCUGUGUUUAAAUUAAGUGCAUCUGUGUAUAUUUGUAUGUUUCUGUUCUUUAACUAUGUUUUGAUUUUGUGUGUGUGUGUGUAAAUGCUUUUUUAAAAUGCAAAGAAAAAUGAAGCAAUUCUGCCUGCACAUUUAACCUCUGGUGAAAUAAUGUUACCAUUUUAAUGCUAUAACAAGAAAGGUAGAACUCUCCCACUACCUUACCUAUUUUUUAUAUUCAACUGUCUAAAGAUAAUCAUAGUUAACAGUGUUUUGUGUUUUACUUUUUUAUUGAAUUUUUAUUUCCUGUGCGUGCAUAGAGGUCAGAACAACUUGCAGAAAUCCGUUCUCCAUUUCUGCCCUGUGGGUUCUUGGGAAUCAAGUUCAGGUCAUCAGGCUAAAGUUAUGGCAAGAGCCUUUACCUGCCGAACCAUCCCACUGAUCCCCAUGUUAAUUUUUCUAAAGAAAAGACUGAAUUACAGUAUCCUUUCAUACACCGUUCAUCCAGUGCCUUCCCUUUUGAGAUACUUAAUGUAUAUUUUAUUAAAUAAAAUAGAUACCGUUUUUAGAGUGAGUAUGUGUGUGCACGCCUGCCCUUACCCCCAUGACUAUGUGUGUGCCUGUUCCCACAGAAUCCAGGGAAGGUGGUUGGAUCCCUUGGAGCUGGGGUUACUGGUUGUGAGCUACUCAAUAUGGGUACUAGGAAAUGCACUUGGGUCUUCUGGUCUUCCAUCCCAAGAUGCUUUGAUUAAAUCAAUCAAUGUUUUUACUUUCCUGUUUUGGUAUGCUUUGUUUUUACAGAAAUCUCAUAUUAUCCAGACCAGCCUCAGAUUUUUGUGUAGUUGAGGAUGAUUUUGAGUUCCUGACCCUCUUGCCUCCACCUACCACGUCUGGCUUACCAGUUUAUCUUGGAGGCCAUUCCAUUUCAAUCAUCCAUGUCAUACAUGUCAGUCUACCUCAUGUUUAAAUGGCUGUCCUGUAUCCCAUCACCUGCAGAGGCACCCAAGCAGUUUGCAUGGUGAUACCACUGCUGACGUAUGUGCUUUCUUUCCUUACAGUGUAUGCUGUUGAACAAGUAUUUCAGUUUCUAGCAGUGAGACCACAGGUCUAUGUACAGUUAAGUCUUGACAAAUACAGCCGGCUUGCUUCAAUAAAGUUGAACUUGUGUUAAGGCUUAUUUAUCUGUUUGUUUUCAUAUCUUUGCUUUAACUAGAAUUUCUUUUUAAAGGUUUUUGUGUAUGUAUGCAUACAUGACCUCAAAUUUAUGACUCUCUAAAUGGAUGCCACUUGUACAGGAGCCCUGAGGAGCCAAAAGGUGUCAGAUCUGGAACAGGAGUUACAAGUGAUUGUCACCUAAAAUAGGUGGCUCAGUCUACAGUGUGCCUCCAUGAGACCCAGUGAAGCAGAAAUACCAGGGUAAGGGAAAUAUUCCAAAGACAGAACCGGAGGAAGCUCUUCAGAAAUGCACAGCAGGAGUGAGAGGCGG
Messenger RNA from Chionomys nivalis (European snow vole), 4767 nucleotides. It is a transcript of the gene Tgs1, whose product is annotated as trimethylguanosine synthase 1. Gene Ontology annotation, cellular component: nucleus. The record is from RefSeq and is a predicted model, not a curated record. The transcript has 13 exons. Gene Ontology annotation, biological process: 7-methylguanosine RNA capping; 7-methylguanosine cap hypermethylation. The coding region runs from base 136 to 2715 and encodes 859 amino acids. Lineage: Eukaryota; Metazoa; Chordata; Mammalia; Rodentia; Cricetidae. Gene Ontology annotation, molecular function: RNA cap trimethylguanosine synthase activity.